AUGACACUGAUUACACGCACACCACCCACUUGGAAGGUCAUUUACCCGCCCUUUUCGUCGGACGAGUGGCAGGCUUUUAACUCGCACAUCACCAAGGAGGAGGUUCGUAUCGCUGUUUCUGACAUGGCUCCUUUCAAAGCUCCGGGGCCCGAUGGUUUCCACGCGGCAUUUUAUCAACAAAUGUGGAGUGUAGUUGGAGAUAGCCUUUUCGAGAUGGUCAGAUGUGCGUAUGAAACGAGACAAUUGCCAGUGGGGCUGAACGAUACGCUCAUAAUCCUUAUCCCCAAGCUAGUGAGCGCCUUUCAGAGUUCUUUUGUCCCUGGGAGGUAUAUCACGGACAAUGUCCUCAUAUACCAGGAGAACGGAGAACAACUCCGCCAAUUCGUUCCACAAAGGGGAAUUCGCCAAGGUGACGCCAUGUCUCCAGCCAUUUUUGUGCGUUAUUUAGAAAAACUCAGCAAAAUGAUAUCACUUCAGGUAAGUUCUGGUGGAUGGAAAGGGAUCCGUUUGGAUUCUGACGGGCUAGUCCUGUCCCAUCUUUGUUUUGCAGAUGAUAUGCUUCUCUUCUCUGAGGCCUCUAUUGAUCAAGUAGAGGUCAUUCAGGAUUCUGAUAUUGCUACAAGGCUGAGCAUUGAGCAGACUGAUAAUUUAGGAAAGUACCUCGGGGUGCCCUCUAUUCAUGGGAGGGUCACUUGCCGAACUUAUUAUGAGUUGUUGGAUAGAAUCAACUCCAGAUUGGAAGGAUGGCGAUCCAAAUUGCUGUCUAUGGCGGGGAAGGUUACCCUAGCAAAAUUAGUUCUUAAUGCUAUUCCCUUGUAUACAAUGCAGACAACUGCAUUACUUAAGGGGAUUUGCCAAGAAAUUGAAAAGCGCACGAGGCGUUUUAUUUGGGGUGGUAAUGGACAUGAUACUAACAAAAUCAGUCUUGUUAAUUGGGAAACGGUUACUAACCCAAGUCUGUCGGGGGACUUGGUAUAUGCAGACUCUCUGAUAUGA
Messenger RNA from Ipomoea triloba (trilobed morning glory), 996 nucleotides. RefSeq lists its product as uncharacterized. The transcript is spliced from 4 exons. Lineage: Eukaryota; Viridiplantae; Streptophyta; Magnoliopsida; Solanales; Convolvulaceae. Bases 1 to 996 code for a protein of 331 amino acids. The record is from RefSeq and is a predicted model, not a curated record.